Crotalus tigris (Tiger rattlesnake) is the source of this 5780-nucleotide messenger RNA. RefSeq names its product prolactin-releasing peptide receptor-like. Bases 752 to 1804 code for a protein of 350 amino acids. NCBI's taxonomy places the organism in Eukaryota, Metazoa, Chordata, Lepidosauria, Squamata, Viperidae. Gene Ontology annotation, biological process: G protein-coupled receptor signaling pathway. The record is from RefSeq and is a predicted model, not a curated record. Gene Ontology annotation, cellular component: neuron projection; plasma membrane. Gene Ontology annotation, molecular function: neuropeptide Y receptor activity; neuropeptide binding. The transcript has 3 exons.
CUCAGGAUGCAACCUGCACGUUCUUUCUCUCUUCCUGAUAUGCACACCUUCUGUUAUUCCGAUCCUUUGCUCGUGGCAUCUUCAGUUUGCUUCCCAUCCUGAAUUAUUAUAAAGCAUCCCUGCAGCAAAAUCCUUCCCUUGAAAAAGUAAACAAGGAGGUUGUGAUCUUGAGAUGAAAGAGUAAAGUUACGGAGGAGCCUACAGAAGCUACUCAGAGGAAGAAGGGGACGGCGCUAAAAGGCAGGGGACGCCUAAUGAGCUGAAAGGACUCAAAGGCCUUUGAAAGCAUUUCCUUGGCGGCUUCCAAAGCAAGUCCUUCAGAAGAUGGCCCAUGAAUACGGAAGUGCAUCAGGACAGAAGGAAUUUUCUGAAAUAUAGAUAACUGAACCAGGCUAAAAUCCAGCACCCAUUGUAUUUAAUAGAUAUCUCGUUUUUCCAUAUCUGAUUGGUGUGAAACAAUGUCAAGGCUACUCUACCAUCCAAGCUGAUUUUGAGUGGCUUUUAGGACACAUCUGCGUAAUAUUCUGUGGAACAGUAGAAAAGUGAACUGCUGUUAUCUCUUCCUGGAAUAUUUUUCUUUCAACUUGUCAGCGUGGUCUACAGCCCAUCCAUAUUUGAAGCAGAACCAAUCCUGCUUAAUUGUUGAUCCCCAAGAAGGUCAACUACUUGCAGAGACAAUGUGAGACGGAGCUCAAAGUGAACGCUGUCUAUUCUACUUAUGGUCAAAUCCAGCUUCUACUGUGAUUGACUCAUGGAAUCCACCAGCUAUUGGGAUACUGGCUUCUUUAAUGGCAGUGGCUCUGGGGUAGCAUUGAGGAACAGCUCCAAUUUCAGCUCCCAGUUUACUAGUGUGGAACUUAUCCAGUCUUUCAAACCUCUGAUCAUCCCCUGCUACACCUUGGUGGUGCUUGUCGGCAUCUUUGGCAACUAUCUUCUUCUUUAUGUCAUCUGCAAGACCAAGAAAAUGCACAACGUCACCAACUUCUUCAUUGGAAACUUGGCCUUCUCAGAUAUGUUGAUGUGUGCAACCUGCAUCCCCUUUACUCUGGCAUAUGCUUUCGACCCCCAGGGGUGGAUCUUUGGGAAGUUCCUGUGUUACUUUGUGUUCCUGAUGCAGCCCAUGACCGUCUAUGUGUCUGUUUUCACACUUACAGCCAUUGCUGUGGACAGAUAUUAUACCACUCUGCAUCUCCUGAAGAAACGCAUCUCAUUUACGACAUGUGUCUAUGUCAUUGGUGGGAUCUGGCUGCUCUCGUGUGCCCUGGUAGCUCCCGCUGUUGCCCACACCUACCAUGUGGAGUUCCAAAAGGAAGGCUUUGCCAUCUGCGAGGAGUUCUGGAUAGGAGAAGAGAGGGAGCACCUGGCCUAUGCUUACAGCACCUUGAUUAUCACCUACAUCCUGCCUCUUUCAGCCGUCUCACUCUCCUACAGCUGCAUCACCAUCAAGCUGAAGAACCGUGUCGUUCCGGGUCAUCCGACACAAAGCCAGGCAGAGUUUGACCGCCUGAGAAGAAGGAAGAUCUUCCGCCUCCUGGUGUUGGUGGUGGCUGCUUUUGCUGUCUGCUGGCUCCCCAUUCAUGUCUUCAACAUCAUCCGUGACAUCGAUAUCAACCUCAUCAACAAAGAAUACUUCCUUCUGUUCCAACUGCUCUGCCACUGGUUUGCCAUGAGCUCUUCCUGCUAUAAUCCUUUCCUUUAUGCCUGGUUGCAUGAUCGCUUCCGAAGUGAGUUGAAAGAAAUGUUCGCCUUCAAGAAGAAAAUAAUCCCCACCAAUAAUUGUGUGGCAGUCAGUGUUAUGCUUUAGAUAUAGACUCAGUUUCCUGCAGCAAGUAAGUAAGGCAAAAUCUCUCUUGAGUGGAGUUCAGCUGCUUAGGGCUUCGCAGAGAUGUCCAUGUAGUUUUCAUAUAGUAAAGGGUGUAUGUGUGCAUGUAGGAAUAGAUUGCUGUUUUGUGCAUCAAAUAUUUUGAAUUACAAAUCCAGUUACCCCAAAUCAGGAAUGGCUAAUGGUCAGGUGUCAGGCUAAGCCCAAGAAUAAUGAGGAGCAAUUCAGUUCUUUAUUUGCUUACAGUCAACAGACAGAAUCUUGCCAAACUAAACCCUUACUAUUCCCAUCCUAACAGAUAUACCCUGGUAGAUUCUAGAGAGUGGCUAUUCUAACUCUCUUCCUCUGUCUUCUAUCCAGCUUUGGGUUGUGCUGCCUUUUGUCUGGUCCCCCUUUAUUAUUAAAAAUAUUUCAGUAAAAAUUAUAUUUAAAAAAUGAAGACAGAUCAACUGAUUUAAAAUAUCCUUUGAACUGACAAAGGCAAAAUACCAAAUUUAAAUCACUACAAAAUAGGUCACGAUUAAACUAUUUUUUUAAAAAUAAAACACAUCUUUACCAAAAAUUACACAUGCCAAAUUGAGCUCAUAAGGGAGGGAAAACAUUUUCUGUAAUGCAUAUUUAUUAUCUAAAAUGAAUGAAAAAGGAUGACUUUUCGAGAGCAUUGUUUCCUCAUAUGCACAUCUGCAAAUUUUAAUGGGCAGAUUCAUUAAUCGACCCAACCAUCAAUAAAUAAUGUAUUUAUUUGGAAGCAAGUCCCGUUUUCAAUGGGAUUUAUCCACAGACAAAUUGGUCUAGAACAUUUAUAAAACUGUAACUUUUCAGGUUUUGCUGAAUUGUAGCUCGUGGCACCCUUCACAAUUGCCCCAUGCAGCAAGAGCACUGUGUUCAAAUCUGUCUAGCACAUUUAUAAAACUGUUUUCCUCUGGAAAUUUGUUAUUUUAUGGUUCUAAAACCUCUUCCAGCUAGGGCCUGGAGAAUUAAUGGGGAAUAUAAAAGGGCUGAUAGCAGAUAGUCUGAGAUAACUUUUCAGAUUUUGCUGAAUUGUAGCUCAUGGCACCCUUCACCAUUGCCCGAUGCAGUGUAAGGGUGCUGUGUUCAGCCACACGUGCCAUGUUGGCAAAUCCUCUCUCCUAUUACACAGCCACAGUACAAAUGAUGACACACAGUUUCUAGCGCACAAACUCCAAUACGUCCUGUAACAUUUAUUUAUUUCCUGAUUGAUUGCCCAUCAAAAGCACUUUCCUGGGAGUGAACCACUCAUCCUACCUCAAUGUCCCUGCACUUACUUUCCAUCAAUACAGGAAGUCAUUUAUUAAAGCAACUCUUCUCUCUAUAGCCAGAUAAAAAGUCUUUUCCCUGCCUGUGCAUUGAUUAGCCUUUAAAAACAGAAAAAAAUGACAAUUUGUAACUGCUUUAUUCCGUCAAUGGCUUUCAAUGCUAAGCUGAUUUUAGCUACAGGAUUGUGGAUUUUUUUUUUUUUUACAAAUACUCCCUCUGAAGCCUAAUGUGAAAAAGACAUAUAAAUGUUCUCAAUCAGCUCGCACAAUAACAGCUAACAUUAUCCUGUCCUAAAAAGCACUUACAUUUUGCCCAUCAUGUUCCUUCUUGAUAACAUGGCAACUACUGGUUUCAUCGUGUCAUAAUAUUACUCACAAAACAUCUUUAUCUGAGGACAGAAGAAUCUCCCAGACAGUACAAUUCUUUCCUUCUGGAAACCAAGGUGACUGUUUUAAACAGCGGAUUUUAAGUAAAAUGAAAGAGCAACACGGAAUGUAGAUAGCUGUAAUGUAGAAGAAGGUGCUAUCUCAGGCUAUCAGCUAUCAGCACUUUUAUAUUCUCCAUUAAUUCUCCAGGCACUAGCUGGAACCACAAAUAUUUCCAACCAUCCUUAACACGCUAAUUUGCCCUCCUUCAAAAGUCUUUGAAAAGACUCCCCACUCCUACCCCACCUCAAGACUUCUAAUAUAAUGCUGGUACAAAACCAUUUCCCACCUUCUGCAAAGGAGGAAUAAUUUGAUUUUCUCUCUGCUUUAGAACAUCAGGACUAUUCUUCUCAGGAUCUAAUUAGAUUGCACCUUGUCUAAGCCUCUCACUCUAGAAGCGAUUACAACAUAUUGAGCCCUAGGCUUUUGUUUGUUUGUAUGUGUUUGUGUAUACUUCCAUUGCUACAGCACACAAGUCAGGAGGCAUUAGGCAACACAGCUAGUGUAAGUCCAAACAUUUGAUACAGGAAACUAAGGUUAGGAACAUAAAGAAAGGCGUUACACCAAGUCAGAUUACCAGAUGUCUAUUAUUUAUCUGCAUAGAAUUGUGAGUGGCUGCAGUUCCUCUGUUUGGAGGCACAUUAGAAAAAAAACACAGCCUGAUUUUUUUUCUCAGCCCUUCACCUGCAAAUGUUUCACAAAAGUGCAGCAUUUUGCUUGAGUGCAGAGAAGAAAAGUACAAAGCCUUUUAUAUCCCACUAGUGCUUUUCUGAGAAUUUAUUUUGCCUUUUUCAAACAUUCUCAUUGAAUGAAAAUUAAAUAACUUCCCCAUUUUAAGGAAAAGAAAAAAGAAAAUCGAGAAAAAAAAUAAAAUGUACUCUUAAUAGAAACAUAGAAAAAUGAUGACUGAAAAAGAUCUAGUAGUAGUUCAUUGUGUCUGCCCUUUGAGGGUUUUUUCCUUGCCAUUGUUCUCUUUUUAAUGAAUUAAUUUAUUUUAAUUAAUAUUUCUAUUUUAAUAAAAUUAAUUAAAAAAUAAUUAUUAAAUAAAUUUAAUUAGCCUGAGAAUGCAGUAUGAAAUCAAACUUGGAAGAAUUGGAAUGUACCGUAAGUUUCAGCUUAACUAGAUCAUACUUUGCAUUGUGGCACAAUAUACUUGUUUGGCUUUGACUUAGCAAGUUAUGUGAAGUCAGACAUUCAUUAUUUGUACUGUACAUCUGGCUUAGCCUAGUGCAUGACCCUGCCAACUAUGGCUUGGUCAACCAUGCGUAGUGUGACAAAACAUGACUUAGCAUGAAGCAUGUACCCUAUUGGGAUCAGGUAGCAAUGGAGGCAAUUCAAGCUUUUUUAUCUCCCCCCCCCCCGCCAGUACUAUAUCUGUUGUAAUAUUGAAUUAUUACAUGCUUUGUCCUAAGUAACCAAAGCACCUCAUGUCAAGAAGUAUGAUCAAUGAGUUAUAAAUCAGCCAAGUGGAAACUAAUUACUUUGUGGUGUCUGAUGAUACCGGAUGGAUGAGCUUUAAAAAGGACAUGGCGUAAACACCAUAACCAUAGAAGCAUGGCUAAUUGUUUGCUUUGCAACAUGGCAAUCUUCUCCUAUAAUCUACCUGUCCUGGGUUAAGUGACAAUUUCAGAGGUGAUGCAUACCCAAGGUAUUGCUCAGGUGUCAGCUGUCCUUUGCUAGCUGCCGACAAACUCCAGACACAAAAGGAACAGGUGACUAGCAAACUUUAAUGCAACGAAAAAGUCAGCACUGGGAGUGAAUUGUUCCCAGUGCCUUAUAUACACAUGCCCCGCCAUCCAGCCCCACCCCAAUCAGCAAGCCAGCAUCCGGUUCGUAUGGAUAAAAGCCGUAGCUCAAGUUCCGCCUUUCCCCCCUUCAGAUGCAUCAGGAAUGCUUAGACUUAAAAAAUAUAAGCUUCUGUUUGAAUUCCUGAAAUAUGAACUUACCUUUCAAAAGCACAUGACAUUUGAAUAUUUAAUAUUUAAAUGUGAAUUUGGAUAGAUCAGGCACCCAACAAAAUUCCUAUUAGGAAACACCAUUUUAUUUUUAAUUUUCCAUUAUAAUUGUAAUUUACCACAUUGGUCUAGAGAACAGGUUGUGACUGGUUCACACAUCACAUUAAGUUUUGUUUAAUCGUGGCUCAUGGAAUAAACCAAGGUCACCUAGGGCAGUGGUGGUGAACCUAUGGCCCGGGUGCCAGAGGCGGCACUCUCUGUGGGCACACGUGCCGUUGCCCCAGCCUUGCCUCCCCCCAU